Molecule: messenger RNA, 755 nt
Organism: Balearica regulorum gibbericeps (East African grey crowned-crane)
Lineage: Eukaryota; Metazoa; Chordata; Aves; Gruiformes; Gruidae
Source: RefSeq, a predicted model, not a curated record
CCAUCGUCGGGGUGGUGGCCGUGUACCUGGUGGUGGGCUACGGCGCGUCCCUACUCUGCAACAUCAUCGGCUUCGGCUACCCUGCCUACAUCUCAAUCAAGGCCAUUGAAAGUCCCAACAAAGAUGACGACACACAGUGGCUGACUUACUGGGUUGUCUAUGGUGUUUUCAGCAUAGUGGAAUUCUUCUCUGACAUCUUUCUCUCCUGGUUCCCUUUCUACUACAUGCUAAAGUGUGGCUUCCUGCUGUGGUGCAUGGCUCCAAGUCCUUCUAAUGGGGCUGAGUUUCUCUACCAUCGAAUUAUCCGGCCUUUCUUCCUGAAGCACGAAGCUCAGCUCGACAGUGUUGUUAAAGACCUGAAAGACAAGGCUGCAGAGACUGCAGAUACCAUCACUAAAGAAGCCAAGAAAGCAACAGUGAACUUACUGGGUGAAGAAAAGAAGAGCACUUAAGCUAUUAACUGGAUAAAGUUUCCCUAGCACCUCCUUUAUGAAGCUUGAUGUUACUGGGAACUGUGGUAUAAUUUUAAGAAUAUUGCCUUGGAAACAUUUUGAUAUAUGAAAGGAAUGUGUUGUAAGUUUGCUUACUACUUUGCUGUGUCUGUAUAGAAAAUAAGCAUUUUUAUUUAAAAGCCAUGCAGUGGGCAGCAUCUGAAGCUUAAUGAAAAUACUUUAUUCAUCUUCAUGCAGAAGAAAUCUUUCAGUAAUCUCUUUCUGCAGUAAGAAAUCAACAGUAUAUAUCCCACAGGCUCUGCA